AUGGCUAAAAAUUGGUACUCCAUCAUAGUUAAUGGAAAGAGGCAUGGUUUUUUUCACUCUACUAGGGGCCUGAAGCAAGGUGUUACACCUUUCCCUGCCCUAUUUAUUUUGGGGGCAAAGGUUCUUUCAAGGUCCCUUAACAGGUUACACAACAACCCUGAAUUCCAUGGUUUCUUUAUGGAGAUAAGAUGGCCUCAAGUCAAUUAUCUCAGCUUUGCAGAUGAUAUAAUUAUUUUCACUUUAGGAAGGAAAAAGUUUCUCAAGCUCAUUAUGCACAGUUUGAAGACUUAUGAAGAGACUUCUGGCCAACUUGUAAACAAGGACAAAAGCCAUUUCAUGAUUCAUUCUAAUGCAUUCAACAUCACAAGGGAUACGAUUAAAAGGACUACUGGCUUCAAGCAGAAGGAAGGGCCUAUUACCUACCUAGGCUAUCCUUUUUUUAUUGGUAGGCCAAGGAUUAUCUACUUCUCUGAUCUCAUUGGCAAAGUAAUUAACAAAAUCUCUGGUUGGCAGGCGAAACUUUUGAAUUAUGGAGGAAGACUUACUCUUGUUAAGCAUGUGCUCCAAUCCAUGCCCAUUCACUUACUGGCUGCUAUCUCUCCCCCUGUAACCAUUAUCAAGGAAAUCCAAAGCCUUAUGGCUUACUUUUUCUGGGGUUGGAGGAAUGAUAGGAAAAAAUACCAUUGGUCAUCUUGGAAUAAUUUAAGUUUUCCCUAUGAUGAAGGAGGAAUUGGUGUGAGAAACUUGAAAGAUGUAUGCAUUGCAUUCCAAUACAAGCAACGGUGGGUAUUUAGAUAUAAGCACACCCUUUGGGGUGAUUUUCUAAAAGCUAAAUAUUGCGAGAGGUCUAAUCCUAUCAGUAGGAAAAAGGGCCCCUGUGAUUCCUCAACUUGGAGACACAUGACACAGAACAAGCAUAAGGUUGAGGAGCACAUUCACUGGAAAAUUAAUUCUGGAAAUGCCCCUUUUGGUGGGAUAAUUGGCUAG
Molecule: messenger RNA, 987 nt
Organism: Solanum verrucosum
Lineage: Eukaryota; Viridiplantae; Streptophyta; Magnoliopsida; Solanales; Solanaceae
Exons: 1
Coding region: 1-987 (328 amino acids)
Source: RefSeq, a predicted model, not a curated record